UCAAACUAUCAGAGCACAUAUGGUACUCACUCACCUCCUCUGCUCCCUCCUCCUUGCCACCGCAUUGCUGCUGCUCUCCAUCUCCCGUACAGAUGCGGGCGAGAUCGGGGUGUGCUACGGGAGGGACGCAAAGGACCUGAUCGACCCACCGGCGGCGGUGAGCCUUCUGAAGGCGAACGGCAUCUCCGCGGUGAGGAUCUUCGACGCGGACCCGACGGUGCUGGCCGCGAUGGCGAACACCGGCAUCAAGGUGAUGGUGGCGAUACCCAACGCCGACCUGGCUGCCGCCGGCCAGGACCUGCGCAGCGCGACCGACUGGGUGGCGAGCAACGUGGCGCCGUACCGCAGCCGGGGCACGCUGAUCAGCGGCGUCGCCGUCGGGAACGAGGUGUUCAGGCAGAGGCCCGAGCUGACCGGGGCGCUCGUCUCGGCCAUGCGAAACGUGCACAGGGCGCUGGAGAACCUGAACCUGGCGAACGACGUGAAGGUGUCCACGCCGAUUGCCUUCGAUGCGCUCAAGCAGUCGUCCCCUCCAUCUGCGGGGGAGUUUAAGGAUGAGAUCGCGCAAUCGGUGAUGAAGCCCAUGAUCGACUUCUUGAAACAGACCGGCUCGUUCUUCAUGGUCAAUCUCUACCCGUACUUCGCGUACGUGGCUCAGCCGGACAAGAUCUCUCUCGAGUUCGCGACGUUCCGCCCUAAUGCUGGUGUGCUCGAUGGCAAUACCGACAUCAGGUACUUCAGCCUCUUUGAUGCUCAGCUCGACGCUGUUUACGCCGCGAUAAACAGGGUUUCUGGUGGUAGCUUAACGGUCUCAAUGGCUCGACGAGAUGGAAUCCUUAGUGUGCAAGCUUCGGAAUCAGGGCACCCCUCUGGAGGUAGAUUUCCCCUAUCUUCCAUGCUAGCUGCAGCCGAUACGGACUCGGUGGCCACGAUAGCCAACGCCCAAGCGUACAACAAUGGGCUUAUCAGACGUGUUGUAUCCGGAGCCUCCGGUAUGCGUGACGUCUCCGCCUACAUUUUCUCUCUUUUCAAUGAAAACGAGAAGCCUGGACCAACCAUAGAGAGAAACUUUGGCUUGUUCUACCCAAAUGGUCAGAAGGUGUAUGAGGUUGACUUUCGGGGCGGUGGCGGUGGCGGAGCUUGUCCUACAAAGACGAGUUGGUGUGUGGCGAGAGCAGAUGUUGGGAGUGCAGCAUUGCAGUCAGCGUUGGACUUUGCGUGCGGUAACGGCGCGGACUGCAGCGCUAUCCAACAGGGCAGUGUGUGUUUUGAGCCAAACACCUUGGUCGCACAUGCAUCGUACGCAUUCAAUGACUACUACCAACGCAAGGGCCAGGCUAGCGGCACUUGCGACUUCUCUGGCGCCGCUUCCAUCGUAUUCAAGCCAUCACCAAGCAUAUGUGAUCCGAACCCAAGUUGGUGUGUUGCGAAAUCGGAGGUCGGGGACGCACGGCUGCAAAAUGCACUAGACUAUGCAUGUGGUAGCUGUGCGGACUGCAGCGCCAUUCAACCAGGUGCACAGUGCUUUGAUCCUGACACUAAGGUGGCACACGCGACCUAUGCAUUCAACAAUUUUUACCAGACCACCGGUCGGGCUAGCGGAUCGUGUGACUUUGCGGGUGCUGCUUCUAUUGUCAACCAGCAACCAAAAAUAGGAAACUGCGUGCUCCCACCAAACAAUGCUUGGACGACAGAACAAACUGCAAUUGAAGAUCAAUCGACUGCAAACUUACCAGCAACAGCUUGGCAGUGAGGAUGGAUUAAAGAACCACUUCAUAUUUUUCUGCAAAGAAAAAAUAAUGGUACCAUUAAUAAUUAGUUGGGAUUGAAGAGACGAAUAAAUGUACCGUUCACUCCUGUUGAAUGAAACCCCGCUGUUGCACAUUUCAGAGAA
This is a messenger RNA of Oryza sativa Japonica Group (Japanese rice), 1894 nucleotides long. Its product is annotated as glucan endo-1,3-beta-glucosidase GIV. Gene Ontology annotation, molecular function: hydrolase activity, hydrolyzing O-glycosyl compounds. Gene Ontology annotation, biological process: carbohydrate metabolic process. The record is from RefSeq and is a predicted model, not a curated record. Lineage: Eukaryota; Viridiplantae; Streptophyta; Magnoliopsida; Poales; Poaceae. Gene Ontology annotation, cellular component: plasma membrane.